CCUCCUCCACCUCCCUCCCACAUCAUCUCCCCUCCUCCACUUCCCUCUCCCCACCCCCCCAGCGAGACUCCUUCUCCCCGGAGCCAGAUUCCACCAAUGAGAGCCUGCCAUUUGUCUACCACAGCAGCAGCUUAGACUCUCGUAUUGAGAUGCUCCUGAAAGAGCAGAAAGCUAAGUUCUCCUUCCUGCCCUCCGAUGAAGAUGAGGAAGAGGACAGGAAGGACGAAAGGCAGAGAGAGAAGGUGGCAGCAGCAGGAGAGGGAGGAGCAGGGAAGGGAGGAGCAGCAGGCGAAGGCAGGAGCAAUAAGCAGAGGGAGCAGGAUGGGGAGAAAGACAGGCGGAGGAGACAAGGAGGAGAUGGUGGAGGCCAGCAGAGGAGGAAAGGAGAGAGGGAUAGAGACGGCCGUAGAGGGAGGAAGCAGAGAACGGGGGGAGAGGGGAGGAAGAGUCCCACUGUAGUAGCACAAGCUACCCCCUCCUCCUCCUCCACCUUCUCACCCCGCGUCCCCACCACAGAUGACCAUACUAGUCUCCAUGGAACAGGACCUCUGCAGGAGGAGACAGCCCAACCUGAGCCUAUUGAUCCAAGGACCAGACAAGGGGCACAGACACCCCCCUACAACGGAAAGAGUCAGUCAUCCCCUCAUUCCUCUGGGGAAGACAUGGAGAUCUCCGACGAGGAUGAAGAACACACCAUUACAGCAGUGACCACCCACCACGCCACUCCUUCCUCCGUCUCUUCUCCAUCUUCAUCCCAGGCCCCCCUGCCCUCCCAGACAGACCCCUCUGCCUCCCCCACUGACCCCACACAGCACUUUGGCACGUCCAUGCCUGCUGCGGGCCCAUCCCUCUUACCCCCGUGCACCCUCCUCCCCCCGGCUGUUUUCCCUGCAGCCUCCGUUCAUCCCCAGCUCAUGCCCUCGCACCAUGCUGGGCCAGCAAUUGGGAAGGCGCCUCUGCCCCCCUCCCCCUGGCAAGGGUGCCCUCCUCCCAUGCCCACACAUGUAUGA
Molecule: messenger RNA, 1010 nt
Organism: Salvelinus sp. IW2-2015
Lineage: Eukaryota; Metazoa; Chordata; Actinopteri; Salmoniformes; Salmonidae
Source: RefSeq, a predicted model, not a curated record